Molecule: messenger RNA, 1296 nt
Organism: Athalia rosae (coleseed sawfly)
Lineage: Eukaryota; Metazoa; Arthropoda; Insecta; Hymenoptera; Athaliidae
Gene: Vta1
Product: vacuolar protein sorting-associated protein VTA1 homolog
Exons: 3
Coding region: 104-1054 (316 amino acids)
Biological process (GO): late endosome to vacuole transport via multivesicular body sorting pathway
Cellular component (GO): multivesicular body
Source: RefSeq, a predicted model, not a curated record
AGCAUUCUAUGGAUUUUGGAUGACAUCAGAGGCGCAGCCCGCAGUGCGACGUUUAUGUCAAAACCUCAGAUAAACGUUUAUUAAUUCUUUGAAUACUACAAAAAUGGCAGCCUUAAACCUGCCGGAUUGUCCGGCGCCUUUAAAAAGCAUUCAACAUUUUUUAAAAGCUGCUGUAGAACAUGAGCAACGUGAUCCCGUUGUCAGCUAUUGGUGUCGCCUUCACGCCUUACAAACGGGCUUAAAGUUAUCCACUAAAACUUCGGAAGAGACAGGAUUUCUAUUGAAGCUCAUGGACUGGCUCGAAGUUACAAAGAAAGCACAGCAUGAUAAUGAGGCGAUAACAAAUGAAGUGGCAGCUCAAGCUCACCUAGAAAAUUAUGCCCUAAAAUUGUUCAUGUACGCCGAUCACAAUGACAGAGCUUCUAAUUUUGGAAAAAACAUAAUCAAAGCAUUUUAUACCGCUGGAGUAAUUUAUGAUGUGUUGUCAACGUUUGGUGAGCUCAGUGAAGAAGCAGCUCAGAAUAGAAAGUAUGCUAAGUGGAAGGCUGCCUACAUACAUAAUUGUUUGAAGAAUGGUGAGACUCCAAUUCCUGGUCCAAUGAAAGGUGAAGGAGAUGAGGAUGAGGACAUUAACAACGAUGCUGAUGCUGCAUCUGGUUCACAGCCAACGCCUCCACCUGGAGCAGAUGCUUUUGGUUUUCCUUCGGUUCCUACAAAUUCCGCGACAAAUUUCCCUACACCACCUGAUAAUCAAAAUCCUGGUAAUUUACCAUAUCCGAAUUUGCCCAGCUUUAAUAACACCCCGGCUAAUCCAGCUCCUGACAAACCCAUGCUCAUUCCAAGUACAGUGCUACCUAGUCAACCUUCAGCUGCAGACUAUAACACUACGCCUGUUUCAGAGGGUGGAGUUGCUUUGGAUAUUGAGCAGAUGAAUAAAGCACAAAAAUAUGUUAAGUGGGCUGGAAGUGCUCUAAAUUAUGAUGAUGUGUCGACUGCAGUUAUGAAUCUACAAAAGGCUUUGCACCUUUUAACGACUGGUCAAGAUCCUGCCUAAUCAACAAACGACUCAUACGCUGGUUGUAUACUAGUAAUUUACAGUCACAGUAAUGCCUAUGCUGAAGUCUCAAGCUUAAUAUUUGAGCUUUUAAUUAUUACGAUUUAAUAUAACAUCUAACAGAUGAUUAUAAUGAUGUUUAAAGCGCUAAUAUCUCUGUAAAUAAUAACGUGUUUUCGUAAAAUAUCUGCUUAAGUUUCAUAUAAAUAACUGUAAAUGUUAAUAAAAUACAUCUUACUCGA